UCACGUACAGCAAAUUUGAAUAUGAUGGGAAAAUUGAUCCGUCUUUCGUGGAAGGUCCAUUUCAACUUCCAUUAUCAAGAAUUGCAGCAUAUAUAAAUGACCCAGUCACUCCCAGGUUCAUACAUGUGAGCUCUGCGGGAGUUACUCAGCCUGACAGGCCUGGACUUGGUUUAAGCAAACAACCUCCCGCCGUCCGCUUGAAUAAGGAGUUGGACUUCAUUCUCACAUUCAAAUUGAAGAGGGAGGAUUUGAUGCGGGAAAGUAGAAUUCCAUAUACAAUUGUAAGGCCUUGUGCGCUUACUGAAGAGCCUGCUGGAGCCGAUCUCAUUUUUGACAAGGGAGAUAAUAUAACGGGGAAGAUAUCGAGGGAAGAAGUUGCUCGUAUAUGUAUUGCUGCUCUUGAAAGCCCAUAUGCACGCAACAAGACAUUCAAGGUUAUAAAUUCGUCCACUUUUGGCAAUUUUUGUCAUGAGAUAUGGAGUAUCAUGUGCAUUAUUUGUUGGUUUUAGCAAAAUAGAUGCCAUCUAUCUCUCUAACAAAAUUAAACUAACUUUAUUAACUCUUGUAACUUAAACAUGGUCAUUUAUUGGUGCUAGACUUGGAUACAAGGUGUUGGACACGGGCAUCCUAGAAUGCCUGACAUAUUGACACAUCCAUGCAGUUAAAUGUUGAAUGUUUGUUGUUAUUUGAAUUACUCAUGAAACUGGGUCCUUACUCAUGCCUCAGUGGUAGACUCACAAGAGUUUCAACACGAGGUCAUGGG
Molecule: messenger RNA, 763 nt
Organism: Magnolia sinica
Lineage: Eukaryota; Viridiplantae; Streptophyta; Magnoliopsida; Magnoliales; Magnoliaceae
Product: protein HIGH CHLOROPHYLL FLUORESCENCE PHENOTYPE 173, chloroplastic-like
Exons: 4
Coding region: 252-509 (85 amino acids)
Source: RefSeq, a predicted model, not a curated record